This is a messenger RNA of Morus notabilis, 1263 nucleotides long. Its product is annotated as suppressor protein SRP40. NCBI's taxonomy places the organism in Eukaryota, Viridiplantae, Streptophyta, Magnoliopsida, Rosales, Moraceae. The record is from RefSeq and is a predicted model, not a curated record. The transcript has a single exon. The coding region runs from base 1 to 1263 and encodes 420 amino acids. Gene Ontology annotation, molecular function: DNA-binding transcription factor activity.
AUGAAUCCGAAACCAGACCCCACCACUACUGAUCAUGACAUGAUCGACGGCCAUGGUCAAAACAUGAUGAUCAAUAAGUUUAAGCCAGCUGAUCAUGUACAAGUUGAAGAUCAUGAUCAAGAUGAAGAAUUACUGCCUUUUGUCUGCCCGGUUUGUAAUAAGCGUUACAAGUCUGGAAAAGCCCUAGGCGGCCACAAGAGAAUGCACAAUCUCCCACCCAAAAACAACAACAAAAGAAAAGCAAUUAUUCAUGACGAUGAGGAGGAAGAUGAAGAAGGAAAAGAGGAAGAAGAUGUUCCGAUUUGCCUGCUCUGCGAGAAGAUUUUUCCGUCAAUGAAGUCGCUUUUCGGUCACAUGAGAUCUCACCCUGAUAGGGGUUGGAGAGGAAUUCAACCUCCUCCUUCUGCAGUCUCUGAAGAUCAUCGUAUGAUUGGUGACGAUGAUGAUGAUUUUUUGGAAGAAACCCCAGAAAAAAGGCGGCCCGUACUAAUGUCAUCUUCUAAUUCCCCUAAAACUCCUACUCCUCCCAAGCUUAAUUGGUCCAGCGGCACCGCGAAGAGAGUCAACGGCAGCAGUACUACCAGCGGCUCCUCCUCCUCCUCCUCCUCCUCAGGCGCCUCGAAUUUCAAGUACCAUGCCCCGUGGAAAUUGGACAACGCCAUGAAGGAAGCUGCCAUCAAUCUCAUGUUGCUUACUCAUCUCAAACCUCGCUCUGAAUCACUCUCCGUUCUUGAUCGGAUCAAUAAGAGCGAAGGAGAAGUGAAAGAAGAAGGGGAAGAAGAAGAAGAAGAGAAGCCGGGGGAUAAGGAGGAGUACUACGACCUGAGGAGGAUAAAGAAGAAGCACUUGAAGAGCAAGAAAAGAGUAAAGAAGAUGAAGUUAGCUGACCUAGAUGAAGAAGAAGAAAAAGAAGGACAAGUGAUUACUAAUACUAGUAGUAAUAACAGGGCAAAAUUACCUGCAAGUAGUAGUAUUCAUCAAUAUGUAUGCAGUGUUUGCGAGAGGUCCUUCCCAAGUUACCAAGCUCUAGGAGGUCACAGGUCAAGCCACAACAAGAAGCACAUCAAGAUCAAUAAUAAGCACGUGUCUAAUUCUGAUGCUGAUGGUGAUGAUUCGUCGCGGUCCGCGGAAGCAAUGGAUGACAAAGGUGAUGUAAUUGAAGAUGAUCCUGCUCCUUCUGAAAAGGAUGAUAGUAAGAUUUUUAAUGACUUUGAUCUCAAUGAGAUUCCCCAUUCGGAGGAUGGAACAAGUAAUUGCAAGUAG